UUAACAUUUUCUCCUACCAGCUGAUAGCCAAAUUGUCAACAGUUAAGCCUGCGAUACCUGCGCCGCUGAAACGACGAUAUACACGAUCAAACACGGAGAGAAGAGAGGUCCAGACGUCGUCAGCGAGUCCCGACUGCUGUCUGUUUUGGAGGACAGUGACUGACAUCCCCCGGGAGGAGGCCCACCAGCCCCCCUGCCGUCUCCUACGCGGGCCGGUAUGAGCUCCAGAGGGAGUGGAGGCCGCACCAACGGCACGCUGCCGCAGACCAAGAUCUGCCAGUUCAAGCUGGUGCUGCUGGGUGACAUGGCCGUGGGCAAGUCCAGCCUGGUGCUGCGCUUCGUCAAGGGACAGUUUGACGAGUUCCAGGAGACAACCAUAGGAGCUGCGUUCCUGGCCCAGUCCGUGUGUCUAGAUGACACCACGGUGAAGUUUGAGAUCUGGGACACUGCAGGUCAAGAGCGAUACCACAGCCUGGCCCCCAUGUACUACAGAGGAGCUCAGGCUGCCAUCGUGGUCUUUGACAUCACCAAGCCGGAGACCUUUGAGAGAGCCAAGGCCUGGGUGAAGGAGCUGCAGAGGCAGGCCAGUCCCAACAUCGUGAUCGCUCUGGCCGGGAACAAAGCCGACCUGGCUGAGAAGAGACUAGUAGAGUAUGAGGAAGCCCAGACAUAUGCAGAAGACACCGGCCUGCUCUUUAUGGAGACCUCAGCCAAGACAGCCAUGAACGUCAAUGAGCUCUUCCUGGCCAUUGCAAAAAAGAUGCCAAAAACAGACACCCAGAACCCGACACACGCAGCGCGACAUCGGGGAGUCAACCUCCAGGACCCAGACGCCCACUCUACCCGAGCCUGCUGCGGUGGGAACUAGACCUCCACCACUCCCACCAGUAUUCCACCAUCAACACCACCACAGCCCUUCGACCAUCCUGUCUCCUUCAACCAACUUACAGGGGUGGGCCUGAUGCGGGGGAAACCCGGCAUCUACUCACCCACUCCCCCUCCAUUCAUCCUCCUGUCCGAGCAGACAGAAAUUCGAAAGGAGAGAAUAAGAGGAAAGUAAAAGAGCAAGCAGAGGUGGAGGGAGAAGACACAGAGGGUCACGUCUGUGUCUCUCGACAAACGACUGAGAUUCUGCAUUUGGGAAAGUACAAGGGGAGGUGUAGUGAAGACUGAGACGGAGAGAGGAGCAAAAUACAGAAUGUGGAAGACAGUGGAAAGCCUGUUGUAGUAUUUAGCACUAAUUGUGAUUUUUCUUUCGUUUUCACUCUGCCUUGCAACGUUUCAAUCACAGCCCUGUUUGAUUGCGUAAAAAAGGAAAAUGCACAAACUGAGCAGCACAUGCUGGCGAGUGGCCAAGACAGGAAGGGGGGGGUGGGAGGAAAAAAAAAAAAGAAAAAGACAAGGCAUAAAAUAAAGAAGCCAGUUAGGCUGUGGCUGCUUUCUUCUUCUUCUCCUUGUCAGAGCUUGCGCCUGCUUGCCUUGUCUCCUCCUGGUCCUGAAUCGAUCAAAUCCCGCUGUGAAUAACGCCACGUCGUACCCCUGGAAUGAAGUGAACCCAUGAUUCGUAACCCCCUCCUCUCUGUCCUGCCUGACUUUCCCCCGGUGUCAGCUGCACCAUCCAGGCCCACAUCACAUUAAGACCCACGGCACAGUUUUGUCCAGCAUACGUCGUACGUAUUUAUUAUCCAGUGUUUUAACUUAUCUUGACUGCUGGUAGUGAUGCUCCAGUGUCUCUGAGGCACCCAACCCACUCACUCUCCUUUCUGUCCGGAUAGAAACUCAUGAGGCAAACGAUUAAACUUAACUAAAGUUGUGAUUUAAUGAGGUUCUUUGAUGACACAUCUGGCCCAGCAGACUGGCUUGUUUCAGAAAAGAUUUGGCUUGGUUUUCGGUGGCUUGCUUGAGUGCUCAUAGGGGAAAUAUGAUUAGCAUCGCAGGCUGUAGCUCUUUACAGCAACAAUAUAGACUUGAUAGUGAGUGUUUGAAGCCACAGGACUUUAAUAAUGCUAUGUAUGAGCAGGAAAACGUUAGCUGUAACUAAUUGCAUGUCUGUAGCAGAGAAAGCACUCCUCAAACCCAAAGAAAGUAGUGAUGCAUCAAAUACUUACUGAGCACCUGUUUUUAAUAGAGAGCUUAAUCUAAUUUUUCAUUUAUUACAGUGAGUGACAGCCCAUGUGCGUCUCUGCCCAGAUUAAAAUAUUGGCAUCAGAUAAAUAAAAUACUGGGGGCCUAGAAGAAUCCUUAAGGGUGGAAUGAAAGGCAGGAAAAUAUAAGACCUGCAACAAACCUGUACCCAGAAAACCUGCCCGUCUUGUGUUUCACGUGUUCCUCAUCUGUCCCUUGUCCUGAGGCUAAGCUGUCGGUGAACAUGAAAUCAUAGUGAUCUUAAAUGGGUUAACUGAUUAAUACGAUGCUCUUAAAACAGAGUUGCGUGCUUGGUUGCUGUCCAGAGCUGCUUGGCUGAAGAAAAUGAGGAAGGAAUUGAUGAAAGAAAAAAACAAAAAAAAAAAGAGGAAAAAAACAAAACAAAACUAAAACAAACAAAAAACAGAAGUGCCUAUUCCCAGUUUUCUUUCUCUGUGAGUCAUGUUUGAGGCUUUCUUUAACUGUGUGCUUUGUAGGCAAAGUGCAGGAAAACCACCUCUGACAUCAGCUUGUACCAUGAACCAAUAACUCGGCACCCUGUCGUUAGGCUAUACUGUAUUGGCUCUUUGUAUGGAUGUAGAGAGAUCUUGUUGAAUACACUGUAUGUUAUAUAUUAUUGUCUUAAUUUUACUGAAAGUGGAUGUUGACUUUAGCAGAGCACACUUGUGAACCUGGAGUGGAUCGUUUUAAAAGGGGGGUCUAAUCGAUGUUAUAAAUCUGUUUGAUUUAAACAAAUAUUGGUGUUCAGGAAACUUUUUGUUCUGCUUUAAUUUCACAACCACGGAUAUUACAGUGAGAGUUUGGGUUAUUUGACGUGGGGGGGUCGUGUGAGGUACUUAUAGUCAGUGUAUUACCCGCAGUAGAUUCAGAUCAGUGCGCUGCCAGUUGAUAGAAGCAGUUAACAGAAGCUGAAUGAUGUGUGAUGUUUUAACCACUUUUAAAAAUUUCCCAGGAAAAACCCUAAAAUCAGUUUAAGUGUACGCUUUAUUUAGAAAAUUUUCACCGCUUUAUCUUGCUGUCAAACAGCACUUUCCUUUGGAACUACAUUUUCUCAACUGUUGAACUACCGUAUUACUACGCACAAGCGCAACUACUGCGCUAAAUGUACGCGGUAGUUCAACGG
Seriola dumerili (greater amberjack) is the source of this 3268-nucleotide messenger RNA. RefSeq names its product ras-related protein Rab-5B-like (gene rab5b). The record is from RefSeq and is a predicted model, not a curated record. Gene Ontology annotation, molecular function: GTPase activity; GTP binding. The transcript is spliced from 6 exons. NCBI's taxonomy places the organism in Eukaryota, Metazoa, Chordata, Actinopteri, Carangiformes, Carangidae. The coding region runs from base 218 to 868 and encodes 216 amino acids.